CAUGGAAUUCCAUGGGAGGCUCCCCGCGCUGCUCGCCAUUCUCUUGCUCCUGUGCAUUUUCGGCGCAGCUCAAUCGUCGCGCAAGGCUGGAUCAGGCGAUGCUAAUGGCGAUGUCGAUCGAGGAGGAGGCCAAGAUCAAGAUCAUCAGUCGCCUCCUCCACCGCCAUCGCCAUCGCCACCGCCGCCGCCGCCCCCGCCGCCGUCCAAGAUCGAGUCCAAGGAAGAUUUCAAUGCUACUGCCGGUUCUUCCAAGAAUCAGACCAAGGAGGAGGAUCCGCCGCCAUCGACGGGAGCUCAACCUCCACCGGAGGCCGAGGAAGAAGAUCCUGGUCACUGUUGCGGUCUUAAAAUGCGCGCUUGCCUCUCUUCUCCCGGCGAUUCUAGCGAUGGAAUGCUCUCUCUUGUGAUCAAGAGCCACGAAGUCGUCAAAGUGAAAGUGAUCACACCGAGCUUCUUGAGCGCCGAUCCUUCGGAGCUCACAACCACAGCCGAUGGAAAAGAGAUCCAAGUGAAGAUAGAGAUGGUCGAUCCAGAAGCUGCCAAGCUCCAAUCUUCCAUCCAGAUCACAGUGAAAUCCGACACCGAGUCGUGCAAACUCCCAGUUCCUUCUCACAAUCUCGGAUACAGCGAUCAGAAGAAAACGUUGCUGGGUGGAUUCCGCUACUCGGCCCUGAGAACUCCGGUGGUGGGAUUGAGUAUGCUAGCCGCGGCACUCGUUCUGGUGAUGGGAUCUUGGCUCUACUGCCGCUACAGGGUGAAGAAAACGGGACAAUCGAGCGCGGGCGAGCACAGAUAUGUGGAGCUGGAGAUGGGAGCUCCAGAUCGAGAUGGAGCUGGGACUGCGCUAGAGGUGGAAGACGAUGGAUCGUGGGACAAAGUCUGGGACGAGGAGUGGGACGAUGGCGAGGAAGCGGUGGGAAGUUCUUCCUUCAAGCUGACCGAGAGCUUAUCGGCCAAAGGCCUGGCGCCGCGAAGAACAUCGAAAGAUGGCCGGGUGGAUUAAACGGUAAAAAAAGAGAAUUCACUCGUUUGAGAGUGGACGAUUUUGCUUACUUUACUCAUGUAAAUUCUUCUCGCUUUUAUACUGACGAGGUUAAACUUGCUUCG
This is a messenger RNA of Selaginella moellendorffii, 1107 nucleotides long. RefSeq lists its product as uncharacterized. The coding region runs from base 2 to 1003 and encodes 333 amino acids. The transcript is spliced from 4 exons. NCBI's taxonomy places the organism in Eukaryota, Viridiplantae, Streptophyta, Lycopodiopsida, Selaginellales, Selaginellaceae. The record is from RefSeq and is a predicted model, not a curated record.